AUGGAGAAAAAGUUCGCUCUUGAUGAAUGUCUUCGUGUCGCAUAUCACGAGUUUUUGCAGGAGUACGAAAGUCUGGGUCACAUGGAGGUGGUGAAUUCGCGCGCGUCGUGUAGUCCACAGUUUUUCCUACCCCACCAUGCCAUCCACCGUCCUGAGAGUUCCACUACGAAGACACGAAUCGUAUUCGAUGGAUCCUGUCGUAGCUCCACCAGUUUGUCGUUAAACGAGAUUCUUUUUGUCGGACCAACAGUACAGCCAGCUCUGUACUCUACCGUCAUCAACAUUCGCUUGCCUAGAUACGCGGUUACUGCUGAUGCUGAGAAGAUGUUUCGACAGAUCUGGGUGCAUCCAGAAGACCGAAGGUAUCAACAGAUUCUGUUCCGAACAGAUCCAUCGGAGUCGGUCCGCAUUUAUCAGCUUAAAACCGUUACCUACGGAUUAGCUAGCUCGCCGUUCCAUGCAACACGCGUUCUGAAUCAAUUGGCUAUUGACGAAGGAGAACGCUUUCCGUUAGCAGUCCCCGUGAUAAGCAAAGGGACUUAUGUAGACGAUGUACUCACCGGCCAUGACGACAUGAAUCUACUUGCCGAGACUUGUCGGCAGUUAAUGGAAAUUCUGAAAACAGCAGGCCUCGUGCUCAGAAAAUGGGCAACAAAUGACACAUCCGUCCUCAGUUACGUACCUCGUCAAUUGUGGGAAACCAAACCAGAACUCGAAAUAGAUCGCACACCUACAGUCAAGACCCUAGGAUUACUUUGGUUGCCCCAAUCAGACACAUUUCAGUUCAAGAUCCCAGAUCUGCCGCAGCUGCAAGUCGCGACUAAACGCCUCGUCGUAUCCGAAAUGUCGCAAUUAUUUGACCCUCUUGGUCUUCUCGGACCUGUAGUGGUUAAAGCUAAAAUGUUGGUCCAAGUCCUUUGGGCAGAGCACUGGUCGUGGGACGAUCAACUGUCCAAAGAACACGCUUCCUCGUGGGCAACCUAUCGCUCGGAGCUCAACCAGCUACAAGCACUCUCCGUACCGCGCAGAGCAGUCAAGAAUCGACAAUACAGUUUGCACUGCUUCUGCGAUGCAUCGAAAGUAGCAUAUGGCUGCUGCAUCUACGUCGUCUCAACUGACGAAUUCGGACAAUGCCACAGUCAUCUACUGACAGCCAAAUCUCGUGUCGCUCCAUUACGUGGGCAGUCAAUUCCUCGACUUGAACUGUGCGCCGCUCUGCUCGGUAGCCAGUUGGCUGACACUCUUCGGAGGGAAACCGAUUUCGUCGAAUCACCAACGUUUUGGGUGGACUCCAGUAUUGUUCUGCACUGGCUGAAAUCUCAGUCGAAUGUCUGGAAAGUCUUCGUAUCGAACCGAAUCGCAGAGAUCCAGCGCCUAACCAAUGGCUCCAAGUGGAGGCAUGUCCCAUCGGAACUGAAUCCAGCUGAUCGUAUUUCUCGAGGAAUGAUGGCAAGUCAGAUCUCGAAGGACGAUUUGUGGUGGCAUGGACCAAGUUUUCUCAAGGACCCCGUCGACAGUUGGCCCGAGUGUGUGGUUUCGACGCCGGAUGCUCAUCAUUUGCAGCAAGAAGCUUGUCCAGUGCACUCUAUGCACAGUACUAUUGUCGACUCAACAAUCUUUGAUCGUUUUUCGGACCUAGCCAAGCUGGUGCGGGUAGUAGCACGAUGCUAUCGAUUCUUUAACAAUGCCAAACUCCCUCGAAAUGAUCGCAUCGAUGGUACACUGAACCCCGAAGAAGGUGAACAUGCACUCAAGAUCCUCGUCCGACAAGCCCAACUGGAUAAUUUCCCUAUGGAAGUUCGUCAUUAUAGCCGCAUCCAAGGUGCACAAGCUGCUACAGUUUUGCCAAUGUCGAAGUCACCACUCAAGGACCUGAAGUUGUUCAUGGAUCAGUUUGGAUUGCUCAGACUUUGCGGAAGACUUGCGAACAUGAAGACCUGCUUUGACACUCGCUUUCCGAUACUGCUCCCAGCUGAUCACCGACUCACGAUUCUGGCCAGUCCGGGGUCGACAACUAGCACGCAAAGUGGUACGUCAAUGUGUUACCUGUUUCCGGUGUCAACCACGACUAGCUCAACAAAUAAUGGCACCUCUUCCAUCUGUUCGCGUGUCUUCUGCUGGGCCGUUCAUCCACUCUGGGAUGGAUUACUGUGGACCGUCGGUCGGGGCGCGUCGGUAAAAGUGUACGUCGGACUAUUCGUGUGCCUCGUGGUUAAAGCUGUGCACCUUGAAGUCGUCGCAGAUUUGUCCUCCGUUGCCUGCAUAAACGCCGUCAAACGUUUCGUGGCUCGUCGCGGUCGUGUGCUCGAACUACAUUGCGACAACGCGACUGCUUUCGUCGGAGCAGACCGAGAACUUCGCACAAUGCGAGACGAGUUUCGUCGUCAAUUUCGGUCCAUAGACUGGGAAAACUUCUGCUUGGAAAGUGGAAUAAAAUUUCGCUUCAUCCCGGCUCGUUCGCCACACUUUGGCGGUAUCUGGGAAGCCGGAAUAAAAUCCUUCAAGCACCACUUUCGGCGCAUCAUGGGCAACCGCUCAUUCUCCGUGGACCAGCUCCAAACCGUCGUUGCCCAGAUCGAAUCGGUGCUCAAUUCCCGUCCUCUUUCUCCGCUUACAGAUUCUCCUGACGAUUGUACCGCUUUAACUCCUGGUCACUUCCUGGUUGGCGAACCCCUCGUUGCCAUCCCGGAGCCCGACCUGAUCGACAUCAAUCCGAAUCGUCUGUCUCGUCUACAGGAGAUGCAAAAAUCGGUCCAAGAUCUCUGGCGUUGCUGGCAACGGGACUACGUCAGUCAACUUCAGCAGCGAGCAAAGUGGAAACAGCCACAGUCUGAUGUCCGCGCUGGUCAGCUAGUGCUUGUCAAGCAAGCGAACGUACCCCCGCUCCAAUGGCCAUUGGGGCGGAUUGUCGACACUGUAGUAGGCAAAGAUGGAAGAGUUCGGGUAGUCAUUGUCAAGACUGUCUCCGGACAAUACAAGCGAGCGGUCACUGAGAUCGCUGUCCUUCCUGCAGAAUCCACCGAAGAUGACAACAAGGCAGACAGCAUGGUUGCUAGAUCGUGA
Armigeres subalbatus is the source of this 3063-nucleotide messenger RNA. RefSeq lists its product as uncharacterized. Gene Ontology annotation, biological process: DNA integration. The record is from RefSeq and is a predicted model, not a curated record. The transcript is spliced from 2 exons. Gene Ontology annotation, molecular function: nucleic acid binding. Lineage: Eukaryota; Metazoa; Arthropoda; Insecta; Diptera; Culicidae. Bases 1 to 3063 code for a protein of 1020 amino acids.